Caenorhabditis briggsae is the source of this 381-nucleotide messenger RNA. The record is from RefSeq and is a predicted model, not a curated record. Bases 1 to 381 code for a protein of 126 amino acids. The transcript has 4 exons. NCBI's taxonomy places the organism in Eukaryota, Metazoa, Nematoda, Chromadorea, Rhabditida, Rhabditidae.
AUGAAAGCCAAAUUUUUGAACUUAGCUUGUUAUGAGCUUCAAAACGAGUACAAGCACGACUAUAUUCGCACGUAUCUGAUUUUUGCCCCAAGGACCAUGCGCCUUCUCAGCUUAAAGGAUUACGUAAAAACGAUGCAAGGGAUCACCGAAAAAAUAAGAAAAAAAGAGAUGAUAAAUUUCUCUGAUAGUGAGCUCAAUUUACACAAGUCGAGAAGGUCUUACUUCCGGAAACUGCGUCUCGCCGUGAGCAGGCUCUCAACCGAAUGUGUCAUGACCCGAUUAAAACUAUUCAAAAAAAUAUCCAUCUUAUCUACAACCGGAAACUAUGAUAAGAGAAUUUUCAAAAUCGAAAAUAUGGACGAGCGGAAGAAUUCGAAUUGA